AUGGUUCGCCAAGAAGAAAAACCUAAGCCACCUAUUUUUUCAGUCGAGACUAAAAGUGUGGUAGGCCUAGAUGAAAAACCUAAGUCACCUAUUUUUUCGGUCGAGACUGAAAGUGUGGUAGGCCUAGAAGAAAAUGUUCAAGUUUCUGAGCCAAAAAUUGACUCAGAAAAUGAUUCGUCAGAUGAGUGUUCCAAUGACGAACAAGACCAAUACACAACUUCUGACCAUAAAACCACAUCAAUUGAUAUGGUAAUUGGAGACGUGAUUUUAGAUGCCGAAACUACCCCAAUUGACAUGGUUAUUGGUGAUAAAGCCGAUAUGGAGAAAUCCUGUUCGGCUAAGUUUUUCGAGUUAAAAGUUGAAAUUGGCGAAAUUAUGCCUGGGGGGCAUAAUAAUUGUUCAACACAUUCGGCAGUUGAUGAUAAAAAUCUUUUGUCAAGCCGAACAUAUUUGGAGAUGAUAUGUUAUUCAACUUUGAAAAAUCUCAAAGUGAAAGUUUUGAUUUUGGCUGGAAAUCAAGGUUGCAAUGCCAUAAUGUAUCCAAUGCUAAAGAGAUUCCUUCAGGAGCUCUCUCAUUUUUUGGAAUUUUUCAGUAUAGUAAUUCCUGGAAGUGAAAUUCCUGAGUGGUUCAACAACCAAAGCAUAGGAGAUUCGUCUCCGGUCAGUUCCGAUGCUGGCUUGGCGCCGAACUACGCGUUCGGGCUGCUCGAAGAUGACUUCAUCAUCAAACACAGACUUCUCACUCGAACCACCACCACGAGAGGCGAACCGCCGUUGAAGAAGCUCCAGAAGAAGUUCACGUCCCUGUUCGUCGAGCUCGACAAGAACGAUGACAACUUCUCCGACUGCGACAAGGUCGCCAAGGCUUUCCUGCAGGAGCUCAACACGUUCGAGAUUCCGCUCCCAAAGAGCAAAGCCGUCGUGGAUGCAAAUCUCCGGGAGAAGCACAACCUCGACGAGCUGAGGGAGGAGAUUAACCGGCAGAUUGUGCAGGCGAAGACCGACAUUGAGAUGCUGAAGAAGCAGCUCGAGGAGAGUAAGAUCGAAAGAAGGCACAAGGAGGAGUGUGAGUCGAUCAGGAAAUUGAUUGCUACCCAGCCGCGGAGGUCCGAGACGCUCAAGAUCAUAUCAGAUAUGGAGAAGGAGAUUGCGUUAUUGGAUGCGGAGAACACCACAAGUUCGCGGACGCUGGAGCUGAGGAAGAAGCAGUUUGCUCUGCUCCUGCAUGUGGUGGAUGAGUUGCGGAAUACCAUAGAGGAAGAACAGAGGAAUUUAAUUGAGGAGAAAGAGCAGAAAAAUGGAAUGGAAGAUGCGGCUGGGGGCUCGGAACCCAUGCAUGUUGAUUAGAAUGCAAUGCAUCUCUCGGUUUCCAAGUUGUAAGAUUGCGUGCUUCGUAAAAGAGUAUUGGCGUAAUGCUCUGUAGUUGCAGGAUGCUAGCAAUUUUACGAAAUUCUUAUUGUUGUGCAUUUGUACAAUUCUCUUUGCAUAUAUGAAUUACCAAGUUUACUUGAUGAGAAGGAAAUUGCCAUAACUCUUUCCUAAAUUAUUUUUAAAGUAGUUGAUCGUGUAAACCUAAUGCUUGGAUGCAUUGCUUUCGUUGCAUUUGAGUUUACUCUUUUAGUAGUGUAAUAUUAUACAGUUUAAUUUCAGAUAAUUUCGUACUGUAAACGAAACGCUUGUGCUUUUCAAAUUCCAUAUAAUCUGACUUUUUGUUGGCUUUUCUCAAGCGAAGGUAUCUUGGGUGCACCAUCGCUGCAUUACAAAGUCUUUACUAUUUGAUAUUGGUCUUACGAUGCCAAAGAACAAAUAUGAUUUGUAUCGCUUCCAGCAUUUGUAAGAGAACUUUCUAUUAUAUUAAUGACUGUAGUUGUAUUUGUAUUUGCUUUGGAAACUGAUAGAUUUAACUACUGAUCUUCCCGAACUGGGUAGUGGGAGGGCUAAACACUUUAUUAUAUAGUAGAUCACUCGUUGUAGAUUUUCUUUUCGUGUUCUCCGUUGAGAGGGUAAAGUACAUGUUACGCAUCUUUCAAGUGAAGUUUCUGGAAAGUUAUUGCAUUCAAUGCCACAUUUUCAUAGAUUGGUAUAGACACUAACAGAAAGUGGAUGCGAUACUGGAAAUGAAAGAGGCAGAUUUUGUGUUUAUGGCUUGCGACAUAGGCAAGCUGAGAAUUGCGGUUAGUUUUGGGUUUGGAUUUGUUUAUGUUCUUGAACUUUUUUUUUAUGUUUAAUUUCCUUAUGGUUUUUGUACAGUUUAUAUACAGAGUUUUAAUAAAUGAUAUUAAGACUUCUAUUUGGUAUGUGGGAAGUAGUUUGCUUUUGAUUUUCAAGACAUGCUUCUGCUCAUCCCUUUCUCGACACAAUUGGUACCAAAUCCCCAUUCAAAAAGGGCAUGUUUCGCUAGGCUGUAGUGUUUGUGAGAUGGGGAAAUACAAUAGUAGGGUUGUAGGGGAAUAUGUUGGAGCUUUCUUACCAUCUGCAAGUAUAUGAAUACUUAACUUGUUCGUAAGGAGUUGUGGGAUUAUUGGAAGCAGAUUUUUGGUAACAUACUGGAAUAAGAUGGAAAGCAUGCAUGCGUUUGUCUGGCGUUUAUAAUAGUGUUUGGUGGUUACUCCCUUCGACUGUUGUUUGAGGUUUUGUAUUGAGGUUCUGAGAUCCUCGCUAGAGUUGACUAGCUAUAGUUCACACUCUUUGUGGGUCAUGUGGUCCGACUAAUCUUUAGCUAGGUGCUCAAAACUCAGAAGGCUAAUAGUUCAAAAAUUUGAAUCUGCAGAUUUAUUCAAUGGAUGGUGUGGAAAUAGUGGUGAUAUUUUGUAUGGCGCGUUCAACAUGUUGGUUCAGGUGAUGGAGGUGACGGCUGUUUCCACUUGUGUAUUUCAGUAAGAUGUCUCUCUCAGACUGAGGCGGAGUGCCAUAUUAAAGACGCAGAAGAUGGAGACUUGUUUUGGUAGAACUUCAAUCAAGAUACUCAAUUGCAUAGUUCGCUUAGUACUGCCUGUUCAGGCAAAGAUUUCUCUGGAGAAGGCUCCUCGAACCUCAGUACAGCUUCCCAAAGGAUUGGCACUUUGGAUGUGUAGUCGGGCUCUUGUUUGUUGAUGUGCUACAAGAAGAGAACGAAGUUAGUUCUGAAAGGUGCCAUUGUGGGGCCUUAGGUGUAGGCCUUAAGGCUCGCAAUCAAAACUAACCAAGUGCUAGGUAUGCCACUAGUAUCUCAAUAUAGCACAUGUAGAACAAGUGUGUUUUAAGUCGAUUACUUAUGCCUCAAGUUACUCAGAUUUCUUGUUAUCAAAGGAUUGUCAGAUGGGUUAAGUCCACAUUAAGUUCUUUUUCUUGCUUUGUAAAUAAGGACUUUUAGUUUAUAAUCUUGUAUGCUUGAAUGGAGGGAGUUCAGAGCCCCUUAAGUCA
This is a messenger RNA of Pyrus x bretschneideri (Chinese white pear), 3402 nucleotides long. RefSeq lists its product as uncharacterized. Lineage: Eukaryota; Viridiplantae; Streptophyta; Magnoliopsida; Rosales; Rosaceae. The record is from RefSeq and is a predicted model, not a curated record. Gene Ontology annotation, biological process: mRNA export from nucleus; mRNA processing. The coding region runs from base 1 to 1347 and encodes 448 amino acids. The transcript is spliced from 6 exons. Gene Ontology annotation, cellular component: THO complex part of transcription export complex.